Molecule: messenger RNA, 1769 nt
Organism: Mercurialis annua (annual mercury)
Lineage: Eukaryota; Viridiplantae; Streptophyta; Magnoliopsida; Malpighiales; Euphorbiaceae
Product: F-box/FBD/LRR-repeat protein At1g13570-like
Exons: 5
Coding region: 282-1577 (431 amino acids)
Molecular function (GO): protein binding
Source: RefSeq, a predicted model, not a curated record
UUGAUAUUUUGAGACAAAAUUCUCAAAUAAAACGGGACAGCCGUUUCUCAUAAAAAAACUACAGCCCGCAACACAAAUUCGCUGCUGUUCCACCGCGCCUCCACCGCGCCUCCACCGGACCACCAUUGCUUGUACGACGGCAGCCCCGGCUCUAGCAUACCUUAGCCCUCAAGUAGAUCCGCCGCUAAUUCUUACAUUUUGGUUUUGAGGCGCCGGAAGUAUUUGCUGAAAGAGGAAGGAAGCUCUUGAUGGUUUUGACGUUCUUUCUUGAAUAAUUUUGAAUGAAUCAAAUGAAGAGAGAAGCGCCCAAGUUUCCAUGCUUGGAGACAGAGGUAGACAGAAUCAGCAACUUACCUGGGCACAUUUUAGACCAAAUUUUAUCACAGUUGUCAAUUAGAGAUGCAGUGAGAACAAGUGCUUUGUCAAGUAAGUGGAGGCACAAAUGGGCUAAAAUUCCAAAUCUUGUGUUUGAUAACCAAUGCAUCUCAGUUCCUUCUCAAGAUCAAACUCUCGUUAAGAAUAAGAUCGUCAACAUAGUUGAUCAUGUCCUUUUGCUUCAUAAUGGACCGAAACAUAAAUUUAAACUCUCUCACCGAGAUCUUCUAGGUGUAAGUGACAUUGAUAGGUGGAUUCUUCAUUUGUCCAGAAGUUCUGUUUCUCUCAAAGAAUUUGUCCUUGAAAUAUGGAAAGGGCAGCGUUAUAAAGUACCUUCUUCUUUAUUCACUUUUGAGCAUUUAGUUCAUUUGGAGCUAUUUAAUUGUUUACUGAAACCCCCUUUAACAUUCAAAGGCUUUAGGAAUUUGAAGAGCCUUGACCUUCAACACAUUACCCUGACCCAGAAUGUAUUUGAAAAUUUAAUAUUCAGCUGCCCCCUGCUUGAGAGGUUGACUUUGAUGAAUUUUGAUGGCUUCACUCACCUCAAUGUCAAUGCCCCAAAACUCCAGUUUUUUGACAUUGGAGGUGUUUAUGAUGAUGUUACUUUUGAGAAUACUUUUAAGCUAACACUCGUCUCUAUUGGCCUGUAUGUGAAUGUCAAAAAUGACCGAAAUGUGGUUCAUGGGAGUUCUAGUAAAUUGCUCAGGUUCUUCGCGAAUUUGCCUCACAUUCGAAGGCUCGAGGUCCAGAGUUACUUUCUGAAGUAUUUGGCUAUCGGUAAUAUUCCAAGAAGUUUGCCUAAACCAUGCAUUAAUCUUAGUUACCUAUCUAUACGGAUCAAUUUCAAUGAUAUGGAGGAGAACUCAGCUGCCUUAUGCCUUUUAAGAAGCUCCCCUAACGUACAAGAACUGGAGAUGCUGGCUCGCCCAGAGGAACAGAGUGUUAUCGCAACAAUCAUCAACUUUUGGGAGGACGAACACUGGAACAAUCUAUUUGGCCAACUACGACAAGUGAAGAUUGUCGGCAUUAGUGGUAUGAAGUGCGAAUGUGAUUUCAUUAGCUUUCUGCUUUCAAACUCUCCCGUGCUUGAGAGAAUGACUGUGAAACCAGCUUCCGGUGAUGGAUGUUGGGAGCUAGCAAAAGAGUUAAUGCGCUUUCCACGUGCCUCAGUGCGAUCAGAAAUCAUUUAUAUUGACCCGUAAAUAUGAGUUUAGAGUUGUUGGGUAACCAUUAAAGGCGAUGCAUAACAUGUCAUAAUUAUGGUAAAACUCUUAUGGUAAAACUCUUUUGAGUAAUAUAUAUUAUGCAUUGUGCUUGAUGAAUUGGCCAUUUCUUAGUCCAAUUUUGGAAAUGUAUAACUAAAUAAUGGCUUGUAGUCGAUAUCAUUUUGCUCA